AAAAAGAUCGAAUCCGGAAGAUGCUUCGCUUCUUGAAGUUCUUAUUGGCACUUCUGGCUGAUCAUGCCAUGUCUGCUAGUGCUAGCAACAUAUUCCUCUUAGCCGGACAAAGCAACAUGUCCGGCCGCGGAGGCAACUACAACGACUCGACGUCAAACACGGUCAGAUGGGACGGCCAAAUCCCGCCUGAAUGCAGAUCCAAACCAGAAAUCCUCCAACUGGCUGCAAACAAGAGCUGGGUGGAAGCCCAUGAGCCUCUCCACCAGGAAAUCGAUCACUGGAAGACCUGUGGGAUUGGACCCGGCAUGCCUUUUGCCAAUGCAAUCUUAGCCAAAUACCCGAGCUUCGGGAGUAUUGGUCUGGUCCCCUGUGCUAAAGGAGGAACCAGGAUAAUUGAGUGGGCUAAGGGGACUGAGCUAUACAACCAGCUGGUGAGUAGGGCAAAGGCCUCCUUGAAUGGUGGGGGGAAAAUUCGAGCGCUGCUUUGGUAUCAAGGUGAGAGCGAUACAGCAGAGCAAGAUGCCAAGCUUUAUAAGAGCAGAUUGGAGAAGUUUUUCAACGAUGUCCGACAUGAUCUCAACUAUCCUGACCUCCCCAUAAUCAUGGUUGCAAUUUGCUCAGCAGAUCAAGGACCUUUUAUGGAUGUGAUAAGAAAAGUUCAGCUGAAUUUUAAUCACAAAAAUGUCAAGUGCGUUGAUGCCAUGGGAUCAACCUUUUUAGCAGAUAACAAGCACUUGGAUACCAAGUCUGAGAUUCGCGUGGCUCAGAAACUGGCCGACGCCUUUCUUUCCUCUUUUGCUCAUCUCUGAUUCUGUCCAUGGCCUACUCAAGUAACCAAACAUGUCUCCCCUAGCUCCCUUGUACCCCGUUACUUAUAUUGAUCAGAAA
This is a messenger RNA of Alnus glutinosa, 888 nucleotides long. RefSeq names its product probable carbohydrate esterase At4g34215. The record is from RefSeq and is a predicted model, not a curated record. NCBI's taxonomy places the organism in Eukaryota, Viridiplantae, Streptophyta, Magnoliopsida, Fagales, Betulaceae. The transcript is spliced from 2 exons. The coding region runs from base 21 to 809 and encodes 262 amino acids.